CAAUGUACGUAUUAUAAAUAGAAAUUUAAGAAAUUUUUAAUAUUUUCCAAAUAUGUUUCUUUUUAUUUUGAAAAGUGGAUUUUAUAAAACAGUAGUUUAUCAUAUCUUCACAGAAUCUAAAUAAUAGAGAAAGACAUAGGAAUCUAAAUGAAAAUUGAGAUUUUCAAAAACUAUUUUUAAUACUUUCGCAGCAUUAAAUAGUUAUGGAAAUCAGUUUGGUUCAGUUUGAUUAUGUUUACAAUAAAAGUGCGAUUAAAAAAAAUAUUUUCAAAAAUCAAUAUAGUAACAUUCUUUAAAAAAUAUCAAGAGCGCUCAAAAUAACUUUAAUUUUUAAAUUAAGUUACUAAUACUGAUCAUUUAUUGUGUUUCCCUAAAUGUACCAUCACGCAUCAGAUUCCUAUUCUGUCGGCGAGGUAGACGACAAGCAUUCUUCGUUGCCGCGACGCAUCGUGAAAAUUUAGGAAGGGAGUUAGAGCAUGCGCUGCCGAGUUGAGCCGCGCGAGAAGUGCCGUUCGGAUUUAGAGUCGCGUGUCGCGCGAGUUUCAUCCGGUAAAGCACACGUCUCAAAAGUUCCGUGCCAAGUGGAACGAACCACAACGUCGCGCUUUUAGAAUGAAUACAAGAUGGUGACCAACUUUCUACUGAUACUAUUACUGAUAUUCCUGUCUCACGUGUGUGUUUUGGCGAAAGAGCUAGGUUUUCCAAAAAAAGUACAGAUAGUGGGGCUGUUUGAUGAAGAUGAAGCAAUUCAAAGCAUGUUCGAAUCGUCAGUAAAAGCAGUGAAUAAAAACAGACACGAGGAUGAAGAACUUUCGAAUGUAUUCUUAAGAGCGGAAACGGAAAAGAUUGAAACGGAUGAUCUGUACGAAGCAUCAUUAAAAGUAUGCAACUUGCUAGAUCUGGGAAUAGUAGGUAUUUUUGGACCUCAGGACAAAGUGGUCGCUGAGUUUGUGCAAAGCUUAUGCGAUUCAAUAGAAAUACCACGUAUCUCCGUACGGCAGGAUCUUGACCAAUCCUUUCACCUACGCGGAUUAAAUCUGAAUCUGUAUCCGCACGUGAAUUCGUUAUCACGAAUUUAUAAUCAACUCGUCGUAGAGUUCAAAUGGAAAUAUUUUGCAAUACUGUACGAAAAUACUGACAGUCUGAUUCGCAUGCGUCCCCUGCUGAAGCGAUGGCAUUCACAAGGCAAUGCAUUCAUGUAUCAUUUAGGCAAUGGAUCAAAUUAUAGGAAAAGUAUGCAAGAAAUAAAACAAUCGAAUAUAGAGAAUAUUAUCAUCGAUUGUUCGUACGAGAUUCUCGCCGAAGUUCUCAUACAAGCUCAACAAGUUGGAAUUUUAUCCGAAAAGUACAAAGUGAUUGUAACGUCUUUGGAUCUACAAACCCUGGAUUUAGAACCGUAUCAAUUCUCUGGUGUCAAUUUCACUGGCGUGCGCCUGAUUGACCCUGAAGAUCCAAUAGUAGUAGAAACCUUGGAGAGGCAUAAAAAUGAAUGGGGCCUAGACCAUCCUUCGCAGCUACGAGUUGAACCUGCGCUUAUGUAUGAUGCAGUGCAAUUAUUUGCAAGAGCUUUCAAACAAUUGAAAGAUGCUAUAAAGGGCGAUGUCAAGAAAUUAAAAUGCGAUAAUAGUAGCAGGUGGGAACACGGAUUGAGCUUAAGUAACUUUAUGAGAUCGACCGAAACAAAAAGUUUAACAGGCCUUGUUAAAUUUGAUAGAGAUGGUUUCCGCAGUAACAUAAAAUUAGAUAUUAUACAUUUGGCUGAAAAAGGUUUGAAAAAAGUCGGUGAAUGGAAUAGUACAACAAAGGAAAGCAUCACUUGGUUUCCAGAAAUUAAUCUUAACAAAAUAGACAAUACCAUGAGCAUAAAAAAUAAGACAUUUAAAGUUUUAAUUUCGAUGACGGAGCCAUAUGGAAUGAAAACAGAAUCAACAGACAUAUUGAGUGGCAACGAUCGUUACGAAGGCUUCGCAAUUGAUCUAAUACAAGAAAUUAGUCAAAUACUGGGAUUUAAUUAUACCUUUGAUGAGGAGAACGUAUAUGGAGAUAGAAAUAAACACACUGGAAAAUGGUCUGGUAUGCUUGGAAAAAUUAUGGCUGAUGAAGCAGAUUUGGCCAUUACAGAUCUGACGAUUACAUUGGCACGAGCAGAGUACUUCGAUUUUUCAAAUCCCAUACUGAAUUUAGGAAUAAGCAUACUGUAUAAAGCACCUAAGAAAGCACCACCAGAAUUAUUUUCAUUUUUAUUACCAUUUUCAAGUGAUGUCUGGCUCUGUUUAAUCGGUACUUACGUGAUCGUAUCAUUAUUAGCCUUCAUAACUGGGAGAUUGUGUCCGCCAGAAUGGAACAAUCCUUAUCCAUGCAUUGAAGAAGCCGAAAUGCUUGAAAAUCAGAUGACAUUCAAAAACGCAUUUUGGUUUUCAAUUGGUGCUAUCAUGCAACAAGGAAGUGAAAUAGCACCUAUAGGUAUUUCGACAAGAAUGAUUGCAAGUUGCUGGUGGUUUUUCUGCCUCAUAAUCGUGUCUAGUUACACAGCUAAUCUAGCAGCGUUUUUAACUGUAGAAACUAUAACAAAACCAUUUAACAAUGUUGAAGAAUUAGCACAAAGUAAAAUAAAAUACGGAGCAAAAGACGGAGGAUCUACACUCGCUUUCUUCAGAGAUAGCAAUCAUUCAACGUACAAAAAUAUGUACGAAUACAUGACGAAAAAUAAAGACCUACUAGUGAAAGAUAAUAAAAUCGGCUUAAACAAAGCUAUAAACGAAGACUAUGCCUUUCUGAUGGAAUCUGCUUCAAUCGAAUAUGAGACAGAGCGAAACUGCGAAGUCGCGCAAGUAGGUGGUCUCUUGGAUGAAAAAGGGUACGGAAUUGCAAUGAAGAAAAACUCGCCAUAUUUACAUAAUAUAAAUGCAGCUUUAUUAAAAUUAUCGGAAGCCGGAAGAAUUCAGGAGAUCAAAAAGAAGUGGUGGACAGAAAAAAGAGGCGGUGGCAAAUGUCGGGAAAAUGCAGGAACCACUGAGGCGGCAUCUCUAGAUCUCGACAAUGUAGGUGGUGUAUUCUUUGUGCUCGGCGUAGGCGUUGCCUUAUCCUUCGUGUAUACUAUAAUUGAAUUACUUUGGGAUAUUGGCCAAACAUCUAUUCGAGAAAAUGUGCCUUUUAAGCAGGAAUUAAUAAAUGAACUGAAAUUUAUCGUAAAAUGCAGUAGCUCUAAACCAGUACGAAAAAAUGGACUGUCCAAUAAAAGUGAAAAUGACAGUGCAAGAGCAUUUACUCCUCCAUAUGGUUUUGUACCAACAGUAAUCAGAACGUCACCAGCAGACGAUAAAUAA
Messenger RNA from Monomorium pharaonis (pharaoh ant), 3326 nucleotides. RefSeq names its product glutamate receptor ionotropic, kainate 2. The transcript is spliced from 17 exons. Gene Ontology annotation, cellular component: plasma membrane; postsynaptic membrane. Gene Ontology annotation, biological process: modulation of chemical synaptic transmission; synaptic transmission, glutamatergic; monoatomic ion transport. Gene Ontology annotation, molecular function: transmitter-gated monoatomic ion channel activity involved in regulation of postsynaptic membrane potential; glutamate-gated receptor activity. Lineage: Eukaryota; Metazoa; Arthropoda; Insecta; Hymenoptera; Formicidae. The coding region runs from base 624 to 3326 and encodes 900 amino acids. The record is from RefSeq and is a predicted model, not a curated record.